UAAUAGCGAAUAACACGCAAUAGCGGGAGUGGUGCGCGUAUACAAACUUGAGCAAUCAUAGAUACGCGUGUGGCAGCUAAUGCAUAUGUACACACACAAGUGAUCGUCGACGUGAUCGCGCUAAACCGAGGAGAGACGUCAGAAGCGGCGCGAUCAUCGCACGGAUCUAAGGUCUCUUUGAUCAGUGUCCAAAAUUGUUGAACCCCUGCGAGAUACACGAUCAGAUUACGUGUACUUUGAGAGUAUAUAUAUUUAUUUUGUAAAUUUAAAAAAAUGGUCACGUCGUGUUGUUUAUGUUCAAAAGAGUGCAUUCCCUUUAAUCCACAACGAUCAUUUCACAGAAUACCAACGGAUGAACAAAUGAGGAAAAAAUGGUUUAGUAUAAUUGGUCGUACCGUUUCUUACAAGGGAGCCAGAGUGUGUAGUGACCAUUUCACAGAGAAUGAUUUCCAUGAAAUGAGCCUAUACUCAAGAAUUAGAAGAUUAAAGAAUACUGCAAUUCCUUCUGUUUUUAUCAAACAAAACAGAAAAAAUAAGAAAAGACAUUCGUCUACAUUUCAAGAGAUUAAUGCAAAUACUCCUGAAUUUCAAAAUGAUUCUGAAAUUGAAUCUCAAAAUGAAAAGAAUAUAAUUUAUUGUAGUACAAGAAAUUGCGAAGAAAAUAAUACAAACAAUGAUGUUGAAAGUAAAAAAAGUGAAAAUAUAGAACAAAAAUCAGCACCCGUUUUAGAUGCAACUGAAAAUUUAGUUAAUGUAUCUUUAGAUUUAGAGAGAAAAAUAAAUGGUGUGUCUGUAGAUAAUCCAAAAAAUAUUGGUGAUAAUUUUGUGAACAAGAAUGGUACAACUGGAAAAAGGAAAUCGUCAUCUAAUUUAAGAAAUCCUAAAAUUAAGAAGAUUUUUGUACACAUGUCCAAAUAUAAUAUAGAAUGCUUUAGGAAAAUAGAUUUUUCUUCGGACAAAAAGUGGUCAGCAUUUUUAAGAUAUGUUGCUUAUAAUAGACAUCAAAAUAAAAUUUUAGCACAAAAAAACAGACGUUUGGAAAAGAAAAUGUAUAUACUUCAGGAUAUGUUGGAGGAAUUAAUGUAA
Camponotus floridanus (Florida carpenter ant) is the source of this 1086-nucleotide messenger RNA. RefSeq lists its product as uncharacterized. The record is from RefSeq and is a predicted model, not a curated record. Bases 274 to 1086 code for a protein of 270 amino acids. Lineage: Eukaryota; Metazoa; Arthropoda; Insecta; Hymenoptera; Formicidae. The transcript is spliced from 6 exons.